This is a messenger RNA of Podarcis lilfordi (Lilford's wall lizard), 32146 nucleotides long. The record is from the annotation of a GenBank genome assembly. Lineage: Eukaryota; Metazoa; Chordata; Lepidosauria; Squamata; Lacertidae.
GAGUUGGGGAGGAGGGUUCCCAUGUGAGAGAAAGAAGGAGAAGCGAGCCCGCCCAGCCCCGCGCGACCGUCUCUCGGGAGGCGGUUGCUCGAUAGCGGCGCCUCGCGCGCAGUGGCCCGAAGGUCCCAAGAGGCGCUUCGCUCGCUCGCUCGCUCCCUCCCAGGCUGGGCUCUGGCGGUUGCUUGUGAGGAGGCGGUCCCAGAGGAGGAGCCGGGCAGCUCGUUGAGAGCCGCCCCGCUUCGUCAGCCAGCCAGCCAGCCAGCCAGCGCCGCUUCCCUUUUUUUCUGUGGGGCGCGCUCGGAGCGCCUGACGGCCGUUGCCUCCUCUACCGACUUCCUCACUUCGGCUCCCCAUGGCCGGCCGCGGGGGGUUUCCUCUCACGCCGCCGCCGCCGCAGCCCGGGGGCCCCCCUCCGGUUGCUUCGGCGGCGCUGUCCGCCCUUCCUCCGCCAGCUCCGGGGCUUUUGCGGGGACCCAGCCCGGCCGGGGCCACCCCGUACCGGGCCAUGGGGCACGCGCCUCCGUUCCAGGUAAAGCGGGGGCGGCGGGGCACGUGCUCGCGCGCGUGUUGUGUGUUGUGUUGUUGUUGCGGGUCGCGCUCGAAAGUGCCGCGGAAGGAGCGCGAGGUGGAGGAGCAAGCACGUGGGGACGUCGGGGUUUCGAAACACGUGAAGGGAUCGUGGCAGUUUGUGCGUGAGAGAGAGGAGGAGGGAGGGAGGGAGCAAUGCAGGUGGGGGAUACACGUGGGAUAGCUAACUCCCUGGAAGGGAGACGUUGCCGUUCCAGGAGUCGGAUAUGGGGGUUCAAGGGGGGCGGCUUGCGGGGAGGAGAAAAGGAACGUGUGAAUGGCUGGGUAUGACAGAUCGGUGAGGGCAGCAGGUAAGAAGAGUUUUUAUCUAAAAGGCCUCCUGGCAGAAGCGAGUUUAGGAGCUGUGCGUGCGGCCACAUGGAGAGGGUCUGGACUGUAUUUGGCAGGGACGUCCCAGUGUUGGGAUGGUUGCUGAGUCCGAGAAGUUGGAGCAAUAUCAGAUAGCGUCUGCUGAGACGGAAAGGCAUUUGGGGGUUGUGGGAGAGAAGCAACUGUGAAACUUCCGGCUGGAAUCUGAAUUUGUACUUUUUCUUUUUCUUUCCUUUCUUCUUCUCCUUUUAAACCCAACGUGUUUUGGUCAAGUUUAAGUUGCCUUGUUUAAUGUACUGUACUUUUAAUGUGUGGUGUGCUUUUAAUAUAUAUAAAAUAUAUAUAAUCUAGCCAGUUAGUUUAUGAUGGCUUAAGUAGUUCAUUUUAAAGUCUUAUGUACCCUCAAACUCUCAUAAAGGUAAAGGUAAAGGGACCCCUGACCAUUAGGUCCAGUCAUGGCCGACUCUGGGGUUGCGGCGCUCAUCUCGCUUUAUUGGCCGAGGGAGCCGGCAUACAUCUUCUGGGUCAUGUGGCCAGCAUGAUUAAGCCGCUUCUGGCGAACCAGAGCAGCGCAUGGAAACGCCAUUUACCUUCCCGCCAGAGCGGUACCUAUUUAUCUACUUGCACUUUGACAUGCUUUCGAACUGCUAGGAUGGCAGGACAAACUCUCAUAGUGGUGCUUAAAAUCUAAACAUAAAUUGGAGGGGGGACGGGUCAUUGAAGGAAACUGAGGUCUUAGGUUGACACUCAAAAGUAGGUGUCUCUGAACGGAGGUGGGGAAAGUUUGCUAUGCAAACUAAGGGCUUCUCAAUGAAAUCCUGUGUAUGACUCCAGGUGGGAUUUAGAUUUCCAGCCUGUGAAAGUCUUGCAAUGGUUUUGUGCAGCUGGAGGCUUGGAUUGUGUGGAGAUGUAGAAAGCGUACAAUCAAAAUGCUGGUUUUUGUUCUCUAAGCACCAGGUGUGACAACUAGCUAUGAAGGCAGAGCUUGUAUCUGUUGAUUGAGUUUAUCAGAACUUGAUGUAAAGAGCCACAUGGGCUUUCUUAAGCAGGUAAGGAGAAGAGCUUAUUUAUUGCAUUUAUAUCACACCCUUUUCUCCAAAAAGUACAUGGUCCACACACCCCUCCAUAAUCUCCAUAACAACCCUGUGAGGUAGGUUAAGCAAGAGGCAAUGACUGGCCCAAGGUCACCUAGUGAGCUUCAUAACUGAGUGGGAUUUGAACCCUAAUCUCUCAGGUCCUAGUCUGAUGCUCUUAACCACUACACCACACUGGCUUCCUAGAGUACUUCUGCUAUAGGGCAGCUAUAUAAAUUAAGUAGGUAAAUAAAUAUAGGGAAAGCAUAAUGUCACUUAGAGAAAGAUCUGAAAUAUUUUCCUUGAAGCUUGAAUUUGUACUUUUUGGCUUGUGGCUCAGUCUGGAGCAGAAUUCCCAGCCGCAUUCCGCUUUCCCUACCACCCAACCUUUGAUUAUAAAAGUCUUUGUAUAUUAGAAGAGUUGUAUUCUCAGCAGUUCUUGAAGUAAGGAGAUAGUAUUACAAUCUUAGGUGGCAGACUGGGGAGCGGGGGAGGGAACAAUGACACGCAGCAAUAAUGACAAAGGCGGAGGGACUUCUGGAGGUUAAAAAUAUUUUGUUGGUUUAGAGAAGCACACUAUGGGUACAUCUUCAAGACUGACAGAUGUAGAUCAGUUGUCCCUUAAUGCAGCUUAAAGCACUCUCCUGUGCUUCCAAAUAGGAUGAAAAGAGUGCCAAGAGGGAUUUUGUCACAUGCUUUAAAAGCAUGCUGCAAGCAUAAAAGUAGGGAUUUUGGUACAUCAAGCCUGUACAAUUUCUAAACCACUAAUCUAAAUGCAGCCCACCAGCCAUGCAUAGUGGCCCUCCAGAGAUUUGCCAAAGUACCUUGUCCUACUCUGUGCUUUCAACUGCAAGAACUGGCGAGGAGUAGUGAAUACCUGCCUGGCUACAGUACGUGGGCAUGGGGGGGGGGCUGCAUUCAGCUUGGUGGGCCAUCAGUUGUGUAGGCCUGUAAUAUGUGUUAGUUGUUGUUAAUACAGAAUCAGGAAAUGGUAGUUACUGCAGAUUAAUUUGCCCAAAAUACAAAAGUAUGGUCCAGGGUGCUCCUUUUAUUUUUGAUGCUUUCCUUUUGGAAUUGUGUUAGUCGAUUCCAUUUUUCAAAAGGCCAGAAAAGACGCCCAAAAUCACCCAAGGGAAUCAAAGUAGCAGCAAAUAAAGUAGGAAAACACCAUAUGGUUCUCUAUACAAUGUUUUUGCAUUACAAAUGUGUUGAAUAAAACACUUUUUAAAGGGGGAAAUUCCUUUACAAAUCUUUUCAGUGCUCAUGGCUAAAAGAUUUCUUCCUAUUUGAGAUAAGUCAGUAGGACCUGUUCAUAAACCACCUAAAAAGGUAAAGACUUGUCAUUCAGACAGUCACAGUUUUUGAGGUCGUUUUGAUCUGUGCUGUCUUAUCUUAGGGGAGAAAAUUUGGCUAUGAUACUAAAAGGAAAAUACUGCCUUGUCUUCUAUAUCAGCACUGUGUGUGUGUUUCACACACAACCACAUAAGUGCUUCACAGAGCAAUCCUAUGCGUGUUUAGACAGAAUUAAGUCUUACUGAUUUUGUCGGGACUUGCUACCUAGAAGGUAUGCACAGGAUUGCAGCCUUAGUUUGACAGAGUCAGUGUGGGCCACAGGGUCAGUUGGGCUUGGAUUAAAAGACCUUGAUUUCAGUAUUUGCUUCUUCCAUUAAUUCAUUUUGCAGUCUUGGGCAACACACACACACACACACACACACACACACACACACACACUGAGCCUUAGUUCCUCUUCUGCAAAAUAUAAAUUGUAGGAGUGAGCACAAUACAGUUGGUACAGAAUUUAGCAAACUAAGGAUGCAAUAUAAAUUUGUAGUAGGCCAACUAUUAUUUGCUUCAUUUUGUUUGAAUUAUUUUCCUAUACUGUAAUUACUAGUGGUAUUAAUAACAAAGGAUCUGGUGUCACUUUAAAGACCAACACAUUUGUUGUGGUGUAAGGCUAAAAGCUUUCACAUACCACAGUCUAUUUCAUAAGGUACAUGAAAUGCAGUCCUAAAGUGGCAAGCAUAUCUACCCAUGGUUGGCAUGGGAGUGAAGUCAAUGGAAUAAAAUGCAAAAAGAGCAGUGACAGUUACCUAAAAGCAAAAUAAUUGUAGUGACCAAAUAACUAGGCACUGUUUGUGAUAACACAGUCAUCCUGACAUUUGUUAGCUAAUUAGCAUAUACACGUGUGUUUCUUUUUUUAAAAAAAACCACAAUCUUGAGUCAAGCCCCAGGUGGCAGGAUUGAAUUGCCUGAUAACUCAGAAUUCAGCAGUUUCACACUGAACAUUCAAGGAUAGCCACCUUAAGGUCAGUUAAAGAGUAUUCUGAUAGGUUAAAAUGUUCUCUAACUGGUUUGUGGAUAUUGCCAUUUCUGAUGUUGGAUUUGUAUCCCCUUAUUUUGUUGAAUAGAUAUUGAACUGUUAGUCCUGUGUAGAAUGCAAAAGAGCAUUUGUCCAGACACUUGCAACAUGCAGAUUUGCAUUGAGACUGCAAUAAUACUCACCCACUGAAAUAAUAAUUUAAAAAAAGAUUAAUGAAGUUGGACUGGUACCCAGGAAUAAGACAACCUAAGGCAGCUACUUACCAGCAACACCAGGCCACAGACACAAUCACAGGGUCCAGACUCUGCAGCAAACAUGCCAAUUGUGUCCUCAUACCUUCCCAGGAAACUCUGUUAUAGGGCCUAAUAAUAAUCCAUAACGUAAUGGGUUCAUUCAUUAGCUCAGCUUCUGAUGUGAUAUAUGGCACCAGCUUUUUCAAGUAAUGCUCCUCUGAAUGUUUAUUGCAGUCAACGCAUUUUGGAGUGGAACUUCCUUCUUCAGGAGCAAACUUAGACUGUUUGAAGCAACUUACACAAAUAUUGCUGCCUAUCUGGCACCAAAGGAACGGUUUCCUUAUAGUGACAGAUAGGCACCAAUAUCUUUGUGUAAGCUGCUUCUGAAUGUCCAAGCUUGCUCCUCAAGAAGGAAGUUCCACUUCAAAAUGUGUUGACUUAAGGCAGCUUACAGAUAAAAACAAGAACCGCUAAAACCAUAGAAGCAAUGAUUAAAAAACAAUUAAACAUGGAUAGAAUCUAAAACUAUAUACAUAUAUAAAAUAUAUUAAAACUGUAAUCUAUUAAAACCAAAAGUAAUAGUGCCUAAAAGUCUGCUAGGCACUUCUGCAAAGAUAAGCAGGUAUUUGUUCGAAGCAACUUUCAUACAAAAGAAAGAAGGAAUGGCAGAAAUAUGCACACAGUAUCCCAGUUCAUGCAUAAUGGUAAGCCAUUGUCAGAAAUAAGCCAUGAGUUACUGUGGACAAGCAGUGCAGGUGCUGGCUAGUCUGUUGUUCCCGCUUUGCUCUGCCCUGUCUGCCUCCACGAGAAACAAACCACAGUGCUUUACUUAGUGUUAUGUGUGAACUGACACUCAUGUUUGUUUUUUCCAAACAACCCACAAGUGGAAGCCAAAGUUUGUUCAUGGCUCACCACCACCCAUGGUUUGUUACUCCUGAACAAACUGUAAGUUCACCUAAUGCCAGAUGAAGCCUCGUGGUUUGGUUCUGUCAGAGGCAGAAUGGAUUGGUUGAGCUAACAUGCUCAAUCUUUGGGUCAGAAACUUUUGUUUUGGAAAAAUCCUUGGUACAUGAGGAUGUUUGUGCGCUUUUAACAUUCCUAUGAUGUGGGGACUAACGGACAACAAAAGUGGAUCAUCUGAGCCCUUGUAGUUGAAAAGAUAAUUAUAUUCCAAGGCUGGAAAGAUAAAUACCCACUACCCAUUACUCAGUGGUGUGAAGAUCUUACUGCCCUUUCUGCCUUUGAGCAUAUAUUGUGCCCAUUCAUAUAUCAUAUCAAUUGUCUAUCUUAACAUACCACAUUUAGGAAUAGUGGAUUGUUAUUGUGGCAUUGUGUGUUUUCUUUCUGUUCUUACUUUUAAAAAAAGAAAGAAAGAAAAAAGAGCAGCAACUGCCAGCAGAUUACUCCUUAUGGUAAGCCAUGGUUUAUUUCUGACCAUGGUUGUUGUAUGCUUUUGAGGCCAGUUAUAUGUUCCAAACUCUACAAGCUGCUUUCAGUUAUUGUUGUUUUUACUUAAAAGAGAGAAACACUUUAAACCAUGAAGCAAUUUAAAUUGUGUAACAUACUGUUUUAAUUUUAACCUAAUACAGUGUAGAUGAAAAAUUAUAAAGUGUUUUGAUGGAGGAAGAACGACAUGGAACGAAAAAGAUAGAAUAAGAGUUCUGGGGACUUAUGAGUAGCGUCGGAUGACUGAAUGAGUUCAAACUAAAGCAUUAUGGAAGUAAAAUAUAAGGAGUUGCUGAACUUGUGCAGAGCUUGUAUAGCAAGAUUAUUACCUCAGAACACUGAAGGUAAAAAUCGCGGGGUGGUAUCCAGCCACAUCAUACCUGGAGCACACCCACUGAAAUCAAUGGACUUAUGUAAUUUCCAUACCACUGAUGUAAAUGGUUCUGUGCUGAGUAUUGACUUGGUUGGAUAUUGCUAAUUAGGAACAGCCUUCAAAAUAGGUAAUCAGGGAAACAAGACCUGCAUUUUCAAAAAGAUAGCUCAAAACAUUUAUGUAUGAGUGUUGAGUGGGCCAUUUGAGUCUCCAGAUGUCCUCUUGUUGAUAGGACUGGAGAAAUGUCCAUAAUGACAUGUCUUGACUCCUUGUCUCAACCCUCAAAAUAAUAAUAAUAAUAAUUAUAUAUAUAUAUAUAUAUACAUAUAUAUAUAUAUAUAUAUAUAUAUAUACACACACACACACACACACACACAUGCGCGCAAUGUGGAUAUAUUAGAUACCUAGGAAUGACAGUCCUUCUCUGGAGUUGUCUGCCUCCUUAAAAUAAACCAUUUUGUGUUGGGGUUCUAUUCCUCCCCACUCCCACUGCCCAGAAGCCCAUUCUGCCCCACUCUUCCAGGUCCUAAAGGACCCAUGCGUCAGCAGUUGCACAUCAAUUGGACACAUGCAAAAUGGUCACCACCUUUACAGGCAAGUAAGAAUAGCUCCUCACACCCCACAAACCUUUAAAAUCACAUUGUCUUUAAGCCCAUAUUCGUUUGUAAAAAUUGCAGUGCCAGUUCCUUUUUUAUGUUAUUUAUUUCAUUCAGAAAUAACUUUCUGACUACCAGAGAUCAUGGGUCCUCCCCCAAGAUCAUCUGAAUCAACACUGGUUGCUGUUAGCUUAACUCCAAGCAAAAUCCUAGGUAUGUCCCAAUAACUUUCUUUUGAGAGUAUUGAAUGAAUUUAAGAUUUGGGUUUAACUUUUCCUCAAAAAAGCAUUUUUCUGUAUUAUGACACUGCAGUUAGCAUUCGGCUUAGAUGGCGCUUUUUGUAGUACGCUGUGUGGUCUCCUGAUUUUAUGCUUGUAUCCCAUCAUAAUGUGAAUUAUUGUGCACGGGAUACUGGGGUAAGGGACUGGACUUAAUGGCCUGCUGAUCCCUUCCAGCCCUAUUCUUUUGUAACUGGAACUGGCUUCUUAGCAGUCUCUUCAUGCUGUGAAAGUAUUAACAAAGACCAGCAGACAAGCAUCCCUAGUGGUUAGAAUUUGAGGACAUUGGCUUAGUUGUUGCAUCAAUUUCAGACAAUGGGAGGUACACACUUUGUGAAUAUUGGGUGCAUCCCAUGUGAGGAGUGCUAGCUUUGCUUUUCAAAUGGAGACAGUUUCAAAAGUCUGGUGUGGAUUUUUAGCAGUGAGAGAAACUGUGCCUUCAAGUCCCUGCACUUCCUUUGGAGGUGGUAAUGCUUCUGUAACAAGGAAGCCGGAAGCAGAAGCAGCCAAGUACAGCAGUUUCAGCAAGUAUCAGCCUGAUGAACCUGCUAUCUUGUGCUCUGCAAGCCUCUGACUAGAGGGAUGGAGCAGGAAAUAAAUGUACUACGUGGGAUAGGGAAGAUGAAUUAGUACAUGCAUUAGGGAACGUUUCUGAAGGCAUGGGUGCUUCUUGAAGCCUUUAACAGAGAGUACUUGCAUAUUUUCAUUAUGAGGGCCAGACAUAUUUUUUAAGUCCCAGCUGAAAUUCACAAGAUGCAGUUCUGUAAGCAGAAUCUUGGAAAUGCAUUUCCUUGGAUGAGUUUUAAAUAUGACUCAAAUGUUUGAUACCAUACACAAGUGUCUAGUGGGCUAACCUUUUAAUGUCAAGUAUUUUAUUACUCGCUUUUCUCUUCUUUCCUUGGUCUUCCUGCUGUGACUUUGGAUUGCAUUAAACCUGAGAAAACCGUUAAUGGCAACUGAAUGCUGACUCACCCGUGUUGCUACUUAAGUAAAUGCACAGGGUGGCAAUUAGAUUAGAUGGCAAUUAUUAGAUGGCGAGCAGAAUCUCUGGCUGUGGUUUUGUGUUGGAGAAGGACUGAGACUUACCUACCAUGGGACUGGCAUAUUAUUGCUGUGUAGAUGCACCUUCUAAGGAAACUUCAGCAUAAACCACUUUGUGUGACGUUUGUGUUCAGUGUCUUUCACACUUUCUAACAACUUGCAGAUGAAAAGAAGAGCUGUCUUGUGUACUAGUAAACUCCCUGUUCUUCCAUCAAUGAUUACAUGUUCCAGAGACUAGAGGGAGAAGGGGGCUGAAACCGUAAGGACACUCUAGAAUUUUUUCACAGGCUUCUUCAACAUCAUUCCCAAAGACAAAUGAAGACAGUGCUGUAUGAGAGACUGGUACGGAAAAUAGAGAUUGUCCUCAGUAAUCGGGGCAGUAGUUUUCUUUCUGUGCCUUUUAAAUCCUAUCUCUUCCCACUUUUCCUCUGUUCAGUGUUUUCAAUACUGUAGUUCCUCAGUAGCUGUGCUGUCAUAUCAGAUGCUGUGCUUGAGAUGGUAUUUGUGUGUGUGUGUAGUUUUACACAGAGAGGAGUAGACGAGUGACUUACGGUCACCUGCAGCCCUAUGAUUCUGUGGCCAGGAAGAACCACAUUCUAAGCCAAGGAAAUGGUCCUAAGCAUUUGCUGUAAUCAGAAACUUGUAAAAGAAAGUAGCAGCUCUUUUAAAACUGCAGAUGGUUGUCUUAAUUCCUUGGGGGAGAUGUGGUGGCAAUUGAGACCUGCUCCUGUCUGAACUGAGUGUUCCUCUUGGGGGUAAGAAAAAACAUGCUGCAGCUGAACACGUAGCUAAGACCGUUGUUUCCCAGUGGAUGUUUGUGGUUUUGAACAAUAACAAGCAGACAAAUAUAUAAAUUGCCUAUGUACGUAUAAUAGCCACAUCUAAGCUACCUAGGCAGCUGUGCAGAAUAAUUUCAAGUCCAUAAAAUUAUAGGAGACCAUCAGAUUCAUCUUCCACAGAACAAGGCAGAAUCAUCCACACACAUCUUGUUAUGUGUCAACUCUCACAUUCCAUAUUACAAGGAGAAAACAAAUACAUUGUAAAUGGUUCAAGCAAGUAAGUCACACAUUGCUGGGAAAGGUACAUAUGUGCUGGCACAUCCUUUCUCUUACUGUUUCUAGGAUUUCAUUUGACCUGGGGAGGUUCCCCCUCCCCCAAGUGGUAGCAAUUGGAGCCAUUUCACACACUGCACAGUUGGCCACAUUAUACAUUCAUUCAGCUUACCUAUUCAAUGCAGAUGUUUGCAAACACAUCUUUAUCACACUGACACUGUACAUGUUUAGAUGCACACUUAAAAUUUAUUGCACGUGCCCCUAAAAUUGAAAUAUGUGGAGAGGCUUUUUCCUGCCCGUGACAGAAAACCCAUCUGCAAAGUCUUCCCAAGGAAAUUCUCUCGUUGGUGUGGAGGUAUGGGAUCUCAGCAGGAUUUCACAGAGCGUGACCUUUGUGUAGCAAAUAGGAGAACUUGCUUUUUAAAAGCAUGUGGAUGAGACAAAAGGCAUCUAUCAUAAAUGACCACUUCAAAGGGUCCAGUUGCCUUUAACUAUAUGAAUGUGGGCAGUGAUGUAGCUGAUAAAAGAGGGGGUGAAGAGAGAAUGUCGCGUAUAAAAUGACACAGCCAAGCAACAGCGGAGUAAUGAAUAUUGCUCCAUUUGUUUGAAGAAUGCUGGGGAUUAACUGCACACCGUCCUUUUCCUCAGCCAAAGUCAACACUGGCCCAGAAUAUGUAGUAAUUGAUUAGAGAAAGGAGGGAAGAAAUAAUUGUGUUGAGGGAGGAGCCUCUUGUUAAGAGGGGUAGUCUGGGAAAUUGGGAGGAUGCUGGUUAUUUAUGAAUCUGCUUGCUAGAAUUGAACCUCAAAGGUCCUUGGAGGGGUAACAGAUGCUUGGUUGUUUGUAGCAUAUUAACAUGCUUUAUAAAUCUUUGGUAAUAAGUGGAGUUUAUUUAACAGCAAAAUAACAGUCCAGAGACUUAUAGACCUGUAUACAUGCUGCAAUUUCUGUUUGGGAAAUCUGCAAGGAAAGUGAUUUCACAAUCUCUCUGGGCAACUUAUUCCGUCACCGACUUGGUGCUCCUGUAGUUUGGAAGUUUAUCUCCAGUUGCAACCUAUAUCUGCCUUUUGGUGCUUUACAGCCAUUGCCACUUGUAGCAUCUUCCGUGGAUGGCAGUAAUCAGCAUUUAUGUAGCAUGUUUCACAUACCGGUACAUUAUCGUCGUAAUUUUUACCUUGUUAAGUAGGCUAAUGUUAUUAGCAUCGCUUUUCGUAGAGUCUACAAUACCCCUGUUGUAGAUAGAAAGGAGGAAGGGAGCCGAAGCUGAGACUGUGUGGCUUAAUCUGACCCACAGAACAAAUUCAUGGCCGAGGUGGGAUUUAGUUAACUGUGACUCCCUCCUGCCUGACAACGUUUCAGAUGCUUGAAAACAGUCAACAUAUCUCCUUUCAUCUUUGUUUCCAUAAGUGAGCAUACCCAUUUCCUCCAGCAGCCUUUCUAUGCAUGACUUGUCUCCUGCCUGUUCUCGUGCUCAUAAUGUUCCCUUUGAAUGUUUUUCUCCAGUAUUCGCUGCUGUGGGCAAUCCUUUCACUGUUGGACUUGUAUGGUGCUGCCCAACCCCCUUUGCCUGAGUUCUGUUUGGGAGUGGCAGUGGACUAGAGGCUCUGCCUGGGCCUGCUGGGGAGGGAUGAAAUGUUGCCCUGCUGGCUUGGUGGCUUUGGCAGCUGCGUUAGCUCCUUGGCAGCAGACGCUUGUUUCAGAUCCCACAGGGCAAGGGAGUGCAAUCCCUUCUGAAGCAGGCUCAAGAGGGCAGGUGUGUAUGUGUGCGCAUACACAAUCAAAUGCCCCUCAAAGGACUUAAUAAACAAGCCCUGUGCAUAGGUAACCUGAGCUAAGUGCAGCUGUGAAUCAUGGCAGAUCCAGCAUGUGCUUUUCCAAUCAAAUUAGCAGUUGCCCCCCAGAUGUCGGGUUGCUGAAUUCAGUCCUAGACAAGCCUUUAAUAAUUACAAGGGCCGGAGAAAUGUGAGCAGUGUAGCUUCUCUUGAUAAUGAGCCCAACAGUUGGCAGAGUUUCUCCUUUUUAUGCAGUUCUGCACAGAACUAUUAAGUGUGGAAGAGCCAAGUUUUGUCUGGUGAUCCUGGGCCUAGUCCUUAGAGAAAUGGCUCCAUGGCGUACUGGUGGCAAAGAGUGGCUCAGAGACUCUGUCAUUAAAGUUGUGGAUGACAACAGGCAAACUUACUUAAAUGUAAUUAUAAGUGCUAGCAUUUUUGCUUCUGCUACUUAAAUCACCUGGCAGUCCUAGAUUGCUGCCUUGCAGAACAUCUCCAGGAGAAGAAAAGACUAAGGUGUAAACCCAAACAAAUCUGGAGUGGAGUCCCAGAGGCGGUUGGAUGGUAUCUUGUCAUCUGGGCAGCCCAGGACCUCCAUACACACUGCCUAGGCCAGGCAUAGGCAAACUCGGCCCUCCAGAUGUUUUGAGACUACAAUUCCCAUCAUCCCAGACCACUGGUCCUGUUAGCUAGGGACGAUGGGAGUUGUAGUCCCAAAACAUCUGGAGGGCCGAGUUUGCCUAUGCCUGGCCUAGGCUGUCCCGGGGAGGUUGCUUCAGUACUGCCAACACAGCAAAAACAACACGGGAGGCAGCAAUUAUGAGUUACCAGUCCCUGCAGCCGUAGCAGGCACUGUGAUUCUCCAGCAGUUUGACUUCACCCCCGAGGUGCACUCCAUUGUCUCUUGAAACAGAUGGAUGCCAACAAAGUCUUAGAUAGGGUACAGCAUGCUGACAGUGACCUAAUUUGCAUAUAAUGCUAGACUAAACCAUAGCAUAGUGUUAUGUGUGAACCCUACCUGGAAGCUAUGGUUUGUUUACCACCAGCAUACCUUGGUCUGAAGCUAUUGCUUGUUGGCUUAUGGGACUUUGGUUUGGUUUAAUGAAGACUUAGGGUCAUGUGCCUCGGUAGAGCAGAAAGUAAAAAAGCUGAUCCUCACUAGGUGCAAGAAACAAUGAGUGAUGAUCAAGGCUGGCCAAAAUCUGUGGUGGUGAAUUACAAUGUUUUGCCAAAUGACCCAAGUUUGUUACAAACACCUGAUGUGAUUCUGCUGUUUGACUUGUGUAACUUACAAAAGAUCCUGGUGGUAUUGUUAUCCUCUGUUAGUAUGGUUGGCAGUUUCUAUUGUGCAAAUGUUUCAGGUGAGUUCAAAAAGCUUUGCAAUAAGUCUCUGCAAUAGUAACUUAUAAAGUGCUAUAGAAAGUUGAAAGUGCUUUGUGCAUGUUCCUGGGAUUCCUUAAAGUAGCCAUUCAGAGUAGUUCAGUAUUACACACAUACUGCAGGCAGGCUACUGUUGACUUUGUGGUUUGAAAUGAGAUUUGAACUGGGGUUUUCCUAGUCCACAGCUCAGGCUCUUAGCCAGUAUGUUACACCCACAGUGUGUGCAUCUCCAAGGGUUCUAUGGGAAUGUCUAGGCAGGGGAAACCUGUAAAGGAAUCUGCAGAGGGACCUCUCUUGUGCAAGAGGAAUAAUCUCACCUGUUGGGUAGAGGGGAGGGUCUUGCCUGCAGUUUUUGUUUGGCUUUGGUUCAAUGGUAAUGUUCUUGGGACACUGGAAAGUGUUAAGGGUGUGAAUGUUUGUGGAGGAACGUUCAUCUGAGUGCAUUCAAGAAUAGUAAAGCAUUUUAGACUUUUCUCCCCAAGUGCUACCUGAAACUGGAGCUAGAGGGCUGUAGCCUCUUGCACUCACCUUUCCAUACCAUCCAUCAUUAGGCGUAAAUUUUGUUUUUAUCUGAUCAAAACAAGUUAAUCUGAGAUUCUUAAAUGUGGGUUAAUGACCCAACUGAUUAUUCAUGUUCUUAUAUUUAUAACUGUACCACCAGCAGCAGAAAGCCACCAGAUGUGCCAGGGCGGGGUGGGCUGAGGUUGUUCUUCCCAACAGAAAACCAUUUUUGCUCCAUUGUCCAUGUAGGCCACCAACUUAGAUUAGAGGUUAAGAGAGUGCCUGCUUCCUCUUUCAUGUCAUUCUUUUGAGCACAUAGCAGCUGGGCUUGUCUGCUAAAUUCAGGAGAGGGUUCCUAUACCUCCUCCUAUACACAGAAGGAUGAAUGCUGGGAAGUGCAUCUUCCCCUGGCAUAUCAUGGUGAUGUGAGAAAUAUGCCUACCUCAAAUGUUUGCCAUCUGUACAAUUUUUAACGGCACAAAGUAAAUGUGGCAAAGGUAAGUACAGCUGUUACUUAGCAUUCUUGCAGUCUUCCGUCAUUUCUUCUCUUCACACUCAUCUGUACUACAAACUUAAAGCUGGUUUAAUUGCCAUGGAUGCUCUAAGAGCUAUAGUUUCAUAAGAACUCCGUGAACUCUCUUAAAGGUGCCUGUCUUUCCUCUCUGUCCGUGAUCUACAUUCCCAAGCGGUUCUUUGGAAUACCAUUAAAACAGUUUGCGUUUUUAAUGUGCCUCUGCCUGUUGCACUUUGCCCUGCUAUGGGAAGUAGAGUGACUUCAGCCAAGCGGCUGCCAAUGAACUCUGGUGCGUACAGUGCCUAGUUUCCUAGAAUGUCUUUUGUUUUCUCUUGCCAGCGCCCUGGGAUUCUGCCUGGUGGCCGGAUGCCCAUGGCAGGAUUGCAAGUGGGAUCCCCCUCAGGGCCUCUGUAUGGAUCACCUUCUCCAAUGAGACCUGGAAUGCCACAGUCCAUGAUGGAUCCGUUCCGGAAGCGCCUGCUUGUUCCACAGACCCAACCGCCUCCAUCACUAUCCCAAAGGCGAGGGUAAGUGCAUAUGUGUCUAAGUGAUUUGAGGGGGGUGAAUGUAGAAUAUAGGGUGAGACUGUAUUGGUACUAUUUCCAAAUAAGAUCAAUUUCCUAGCCAUCCUGUCUCUACAACAUACGUAAAGUAGCCAGCUCCCAUUCUUCAUUAGACAACUUCCAGUGUCUCCACACACACACACACUACUUUACCACACCACUGCUUACUAUUUUGGGUUUGCGUUCAAGAAGAGAGAUUGUUUUAUGUACCUGACCCCCCUUAAUAACCACUAGUAAUCCUCUCUCAGUCCAUUUUGGAAGUUGAUUAUAUUCCUGGCCAUUGUGGUAUGCUUUUGCAGUGAGAUCCAGAAAAAUCUAAGAAAUUCCAUGAUGCAAAAGUGUUUCCUUGUUGAUUAAACUUGUUAACUGAAGUACAGAGUUUAGAAAGAGCAAAAAUACACUUCUCAGCCAGACAAAACAGAAGGGAGUGUGCAGAUAUUGGCUAUUAGCUGACAGGCUGAGCGAAUACCAAAAAAAUGUGCUAUGUUGGAGCUUACCAGACCUUUUGGUAUCUAGAACAAAGAGGGUUGUUGCAAACCAUAAGAUGCUGGUGCAUAUUGAAACACACACAGCAAUGUUAUCCACUAGCCAUGUGUCAAGAUCAUGGUGCAGUUUUGGCUAGCUGUUAUGAGGUAUAUUCAUAUAAUUGUUGGCACCAUUCAUUCCAACACCUUAUAUCUACCAGAUGGUGGGUCUUGACUGAGGCAUUAUCACAUUUAUACCAAGUGCAGAUCUAGUGGUAAAAAUAUAGUGCUGAUAUUACUCUUCACUCCUGCAUCCUGGUUUGUCCUCUAAGCCUGACUUGACUCUGGUCUUGACUUCCAAUUUUAUUCCUCUGGUCUCUAGGCUCUUGAUGGCUUGCUCAUCUCUAGUUACUGCCUACACUUGCUGACAUGCAGCCCAGUUAUAUGCAUAUAUACUUGGAAGUAAAUCCCACUUAGUUCAUUGGGACUCUCCCAAAUAAGUGUGUGUAGCAUUGCAGAUUUGGCAGCAGAAGUACAAAUGAUACACAGGAGGAGCAACAAAAUCAAAUCUGAUUAUUUGGGCACCAAAUUAACAACCUUUAGAGAACUCCACACGUACCCUCCUCUCCUUCCUUGAACACCUUUUUCUUCUUUAUCUUUCCACUUCUUACCUUAUAGCUUGCAGUUCUUAAUUAAUUUUUUAACAGAAGCAGGCUUGGAUGUUUUCAGAGAAAGGUGCGUAGGACCCAAAAGGAAAGGAUUUAACCCAAGAUGUACAAAAAGAAAAUACUUCCUGCAGCUUCUGUAUAUUAUGUUUUAUUCGGAACUACUUGGAGAAAAUUUAAAGAUUGAAAUAAGAGGCAAUAAAACCAGUAAAAUACCUUUAACAGUACAAAAAUAGGUAAUAAUGGCAAGGUUUAAAAUGGUCUUGCCCAGAUCCUCUAGUCUUCACCAGUGGAACAGUUCUGCUGCUGACAGGAGAGUAGGCAAAAGCUACCACCAGCUGAAACAGAGCAUUUGGGGAAGGAGCAGAGCCGGGAUGCAAAAGAAUUUGCUGGAUUGGGAGCUGGCUUCUGCCAGGGCAUGACUGCACCAGCUUGGGAGCCAAUGUAGUCAAGAAGCUACACAUUGGGGCAAAACUACCACCUGAAAUGGGUUCAGAAAACCAUUCUAAUCCAGAGAAUCUGAGCUGAACCACCAUCACUUGUUCCAUAACAUUGUUCUAAAAGGCAUGUCCCAGGCAAGUAGACAAUUUCAUAGCUCCAAGGAGGGCUUCUUUUAGGAGUGAUUGUAAUAUAGCCUUGUGAAGAGGACCAGGAACCACACUUUGCACAAAGAGGUGUAAAUGGUCAGUCAGAUAGGCGCAGCUGGCCUCCCUCAGUUAGCUAGAACUAGCAAAAAACAUCAAGGUUCCAAAGCACAGAUCGUUUGUUGGACUGUUGCAAGGAUCUUGACUAUGAACUCUGCUUACACCCACAGAAAUUCAUCCAAGCAAGAACAAUAAGACGAGACUGAGGGCAGCUUGGCUAGGGGCAUUGUCAUUAAAGGGGAUUACGGAUUGGAGUGGAUGUGGGAAAUUCUGUCUGCUAAAUGCUAAGCAAACAUAUCAAUAGCUUACAGAGCAGUCAAGGGUACAGUAUAGAAGCCUAGGACUAAUUAAACCGUAUAUUCCUUGGAAUGACUCCACUAGACAAUACUGAGCCAGUGCAAUGAAGAUGGAGAGGAAUGUGUGCUUUGCUGUCCUUGUUGCCACAGAAGGUCUUCAUAUGGACUGUAAUUAGUGCUUUGUCUAACCCAGCCCCAAUCUGUUGUCUUCACCCCUGCUCUACCUUUAUCCAGACUCUUAGAUUGUCAGCGAUACUAAAGAGCAGCAUGUUGGGGACAACAGAGUAACUUUGAGCAUCUCCACAAAAAGCAUUUUUUUGUCGAUUUUGGGUAGAACAGACCAUUUUGAUGAAGCAGCCAAGGAUUUCCCCUCACAAUAAAAAAAAACCCCAGUUGCUUCUAGAAAUAGCAGCGGAGAAGUCCAGCAGUGUCCCACCUUCAUUUUGAACAGAUUACCCCAGUAGGAAUGAUACUGGGACUUAAUACUCUACCUGUUCAUGAUAGCAGCAACUGAGGUGAACCAAAAGAUUUAGGGCAAUGUUCUUUGUGUGCAAAUUGCUUCUCUCUCUGGAUGUCCACUUCCCCCGUCCCCUAGAUACUGUAUGUGACUACUAGUUCCCAGCACUGAAGGGUGGGACUUCUGAGACAUCACGAUGUGGUUGGCCUGGGGGCCUUGAAUCCACCCAAGUUCUGUUUUCAGUUAGCUAGAACCAAGGUCACUUGCCAGGCCUUUCCAACCCCUUCUAGGCCCCUGAUCUAUCUUGGAAUUGAAGCAUGUUUAAAAUGGAAUGACUCAAAACGAGAGUGAGAAAUGCACUAAUGACAAUCUGAAUUCUCUGUGACCUAUCUCAGGAACUCUGUAGUACACCCCUCUCCUCUAAGCCUAGGGAGACUGCUAUGUGCACAUUUUCUGCCUUUGUCUUUUAAGCUCAAUGUUACUGUGAAUAACGGCAGCUCGGGCUGCCUGCUUUCUUCAAGCUAGCCAGCUAUUUCUACAUACUUGGAAGACUUCUAGGUAUGCAGAAGUAUGUAAGCUUUGUCAAUGAAAGAACAUAAAGUUCCCCCUCCCCUGGCGAUCAGCCCAGUGUGGACCAAGUAUGCUCGUUGGUUUCAAGGAGUCAUAUAAUUUUAGUUGUCAGCUGGAAAGCCAGGGGUGAAGUGAGGGAAUUGGCCUUCUUGAACCCUUAACAGCUAACAGUUUUUGGGAGAAAGCUUGGUUUGGUACUUCUCUUAGGGGGUGAGGAUACUUUAGCAGUUUCUCUGCAGGUUCUGCUUGUCUCCACCAAUUUCCUGACCUGCACACAGUUUUCAAAAGCAAUAACUGUGUACUUUCCCAGAAAAAGCUGAAAAACAAUAUACGUAUUUGGUAUUUAUAGGCUACAAUUCCAGUGUUCAGAGUGCUCCUUACAACUUAUUUCAGCAAUCCUUAAAAUAGCUUUGCAAGGUAUCCCAGCAUUAUCCUCCUGUUACAGAAGGGAGAGUGGAAGAAGAGUGACUUGCGUAAUAUUAUCAGCUCCCGGUGGGUCCAGAUUCUGUGGCUCUUACAGAUGUUUUUUUGUUGAUGGAAAAUCAGAUAGCUAAGAUUAAGCAGCACCCCAUUCACCCCCAUUCUCAUUAUGAUAGGGGUUUUUGACUCCCUUCACUACUAUAUCCUCCACUCCCCUUCUGCUAAGCUACUUCUGCUGAGCUUGACUUUCAUCUGUUCUUCUCUCAUGCUCCUCACAAGUCCUGCUUGGCCUGAUUUUACCAGCUGUUUUUAAAAACAAAUGGGAUGCAAAUGACAUUCAGUUUCUUGGCAAGUCCUCCUCGGCCAGCUUAAUCCAAGGAAGGAGAUGCAUAGAGAAACAAGCAGCUGCACACAUCUGGCAUCCAGGCUUCAGGGGCCAUGUUCUACAUGGUAGAAGUGGGGGAGUACGUCUAUUGUCUUGUUGAAUUGCCAUUUCAGAUGCCAGAAUAUGAUCCCUUUGUUAAUUUGAGCUCCGUAGCUGUUCCUUUCCUUCUGUGGUGGGUUAAAGGCGCAGUUCUGUUCUGUGGUGCUGCAGGCAGGGUUUCAUUUCCCACUGUAUGGGUCUGAAAUAUGCUCUCUCCUGCCUUUCCUUUCCCCCCUUCUUCACCCUCUUGCAGUAGAAGAGAGGUUAAUCAUUUCCUUUCGAAUAACACAACUCUGACAACAGCCACAAAAUAAAUUGCACACACCCUGAAGCUAUUUGCCCUGGAAGGGAAGUUGCUCUUGGUAUCUAGGAGUUCCCCUCCAAGGAAAAUUUCAACAUUGGGGGCAGUUUUGUUGGAGCUGCAGUGUGGGUGGUGGGUGGGUGGGAGGUUGAAAGCCCAACUGUGCUAUGGUUAUGAUCCAGAUCAGGAUGCGGGUGGGAGUAGCAGCAGCUAUUUUAUUUUUUAAAAUAAAAAUAAAUAUGCACAUGGUGAAAUGUGAAUGCAUUUUUUAAAAAAAAUAGUUUGGCCUGUUACAAAAUAGAGUUUGAAAUGUGGCAGUGAGUCUUCAAAGAGUAUCAUUCUCAACACGAAAAUGAUAAAUCAGCUGAAAUCUGCAUAAAGCCAAAGCAUAUGACCCUUGCGGUAUUUUUGAGGGAAGGGUAGGACAGGCACCUAUUAGGAAUAUUACAAAAGCCAUAAUGUUCCCAAAGUACUAAGUUAGCUGGUUCAUAAUAUGAAUUUGAACAUCUCAAAAUGCUCAGAUAUAUUAUGACUCAAACAUUUUUUCUGACAUUCCACUCCAUCAAGGAAUGUACAAUGAGAUUCUGCACAUGUGCAAAAAGUAUGUUUAAUGAAAUCGAACAUUUCACUGAACAUCCAAGCAAAUCGCACAACCAUUGAUGGUGGUUUCUGUUCCUUCCAUUCUUGGACACUAAUAUUAGCUCAGACAGAAGACAUGCCCCCCCCCCCCGAUUUUUUUAAAAAGGCAAAGCUGUGGGGAAUGGUGUAUUACAGGUCCACAAAACACAAUGCAGGGAGAUUGCCAAGUGAUGAGAAUAGCGAAGCUAUACAGUCCCUAGGUUUAUCUGACUAGGCAACAGGAAACGCCUCAAAUCUGACUGACCUGCUGCAUAAGCAAAGGACCUUUCUUGGCUUGCUAAAUCAUCCUUCCUGCCUCUGUUUUCCUGAUUUUCCCCCUUAUUGUGAAGUAAAAAACUAUCACCGUUGAUGACAUAGCUACACAUUCUCCUGGAGACAAGCACAGAGAUUGGUAUCAAGUGUAUUCUGAUCCCCACUCCCUGCACAAAUGUUCAUCAUCUGAGUUUCAGGGUUAAAUGCAAAUCAGAUGCUUUUAAUAAUAAUAAUAAUAAUAAAUUUUAUUUAUAUCCCGCCCUCCCCAGCCGAAGCCGGGCUCAGGGCGGCUAACAACAAUAAAACAGUACAAAAGUACAGCAUAAACAACAGUCUAAAAUCAUUCGUUAUAAAAUUAAUUAAUUCAAGCCACUGGCAACCAUUGGGCCAGAGCUCCGCGAAGAUUGCCGAGGGAGGGAGUCAGGCUGUGCCCUGGCCAAAGGCCUGGUGGAACAGCUCUGUCUUGCAGGCCCUGCGGAAAGAUGUCAAGUCCCGCAGGGCCCUGGUCUCUUGUGACAGAGUGUUCCACCAGAUCGGAGCCACAGCCGAAAAGCCCUGGCUCUAGUUGAGGCCAGCCUAACUUCUCUGGGGCCUGGGACCUUCAAGAUGUUUUUAUUCGAAGACCGUAAGUUUCUCUGUGGGGCAUACCAGGAGAGGCGGUCCCGUAGGUACGAGGGUCCUAGGCCGUAUAGGGCUUUAAAGGUUAAAACCAGCACCUUAAACCUGAUCCUGUACUCCACCGGGAGCCAGUACAGCUGGUAUAGCACCGGGUGAAUGUGAUCUCGCAGCGAAGACCUCGUAAGGAGUCUCGCUGCAGCAUUCUGCACCCGCUGGAGUUUCUGGGUCAGUCUCAAGGGCAGCCCCACGUAGAGCGAGUUACAAUAAUCCAGUCUGGAGGUGACCGUCGCAUGGAUCACAGUGGCUAGGUCAGGGUGAGAGAGGUAAGGAGCCAACUGCUUAGCUUGGCGGAGAUGGAAAAAUGCCGCCUUUGUUAUAGCUGCAAUCUGCGCCUCCAUGGAAAGGGGGUGUCGAAGAUUACACCCAAACUCUUAACGGACGGUGCUGGCACUAAUUGCGCCCCCGCAAGAGAUGGGAGUUGCCCCCCCAAUCCCAUAUCGCCCCGUCCCAGCCACAGGACCUCUGUCUUCGAAGGAUUUAGCUUCAACCGGCUACUAGAGCUACAUAUUUUUAUUUUUACUAUUAGAGCUGGUACUGGAGCUAGGAAAGAAGAUGCAUUGAAAAUAAUUUCCUUUUAUGCCAGUUGUUUUCCUUCCUUUGCAAGCCAACUCUGAAUCAAGCUACAUGGAGUUUGUUUAUCACUAUUUUUAAAGCAGGGAAGAUGUUUUAGCUGAUACAGGUGGAGCUAUAUUAUAGAAUUCCCUGGGACACACAAGUAAAAUGUUUGAAAUUCAUUCCAGUUGCGUAGUUUGGGCUUUCCAUACAUGUGGAUAUUAGGUACCAGAUUCUAGACUGUUUUUGGCCUCUUAACAGCUUGCUUUUUUGCACAAUUCUUGCAGGCUCAAAAGGAGGAAGAUGGCAGACAAGGUCCUGCCACAGAGGGUAAGUGCUCCUUGUCUGAGAGAGCUCUUGGCCUUAAUGAAGGAUGCAGGCAGUAGGCACAUGUGGUGGAAAUGGGUAGAAACGGAUUGCAGGGCUCAAGGCCAUGCCAGCUCUUUCUAGAAAAAUUAUUCAGGUGUGCAGUUUUUUUGAGUGAGCUGUUCCUAUGUAGUUGUGGAAUGGGAGGAUAAUAAACCCAGUAUUUUAGAGGGUGUUGGAACAUUUUGCUGCAUAUGUCACAGCUGUUCCCACUGGGAAUUCCAGUCCAUUAUUACAAUUGUUAAUCAACUUUAAUUUGCAAAGUAAUUCACUGAUUAUCCUCAAAACAAUCAUAGAAAGGGCAAUAGUGAUUGUGAGAUGGAAGGAUAUUGACCCUUUGCUAAAGGGGGAUAAAGCUUUAUUGUCCCCUUUUCCCAAUGAUAUGCAGAGCAGGGCUAGGUCAGCCUUCGUGCUGGGAAUGAUGGGGAACAUGAUACAAAUCUUGGAUAAUUGUACACAUUGAAAUUCCCCUUCUGUGUAAUUACUCAGAGGCAAAGGAUGCUUGUCUUGAUAGAGAUGGCAUUCUGAUAGACUCUGUCUUCACAGAUUCGUGAACUAGUCCCAGAGUCUCAGGCCUACAUGGAUUUGCUGGCCUUUGAGCGCAAGCUGGACCAGACAAUUGCCCGCAAGAGGAUGGAAAUCCAGGAGGCAAUCAAGAAACCUUUGACGGUGAGGAGGGAUGGAAGGAGACUGAGUUAGUCAAGUCCUUCAGGGAUGGAGAAAGCGAAAGGAUCAGUUCCUUUGGGGUGUUCCUUGGCAGUCUGAGGCUUCAGUUAUAGAAGCAACUUACACUGCCAGCUCAGAUUGCCAUGGGAAGAAGGACCAGACCUGUGGAAAGGAAUUGGUGUGUGGUUGAAUUGAUCCUAUUGCUGUCCUUAGUGAAUGUUUCUCUCCAAACUUCAGCAAAAGCGGAAGCUUCGCAUUUACAUCUCCAAUACCUUUACGCCUGGCAAGGAAGAAUCUGAAGGCAGUGAACGCAUAGCUUCGUGGGAACUUCGUGUGGAAGGCAAACUCUUAGACGAUGUAAGGCUGAAACAUCCCUGCUGAUAGGUAGCUUUGUGGAAAGUGGCUGAUGUAGGCUUCCCUGGAGAUUGGUUCAGGGUAAACCCCCUAUAUCACUCAUACAUGCACACAUGGGCGCACCCAAUUAUCUCAGCUAGCCAGCUCUGCACCCUUAGCUGUUGUCCAUACAGGAGUCGUCUUGUGUGUCUUCCCUUCACCUUGUCCUGCUUGUGCAAACCAAAACCUAUCUAGUUCAACAUCCUGUUUCCCACUGUAGCCAACCAGAUGCCUAUAGAAAGCGAACAAGCAGACAUGAGGGCAAUAGAGCUCUCCUGCUGUUGUUUCUCAGCAGGAGUUUCCUGGAACCUGCCCCCUGCCCAUUCAUUUUUUUAAAAUUACGUCUUUUGUUGACUGCAGUAGCUGAUUCCAGGGGCAAGUUACGUAUUUUUGUUUGAUCAUAUUUGAGUUCCUUAAGAAUUCUUGGGUAUAUACUAUAUGGACAUGAUAAUUUGCUAAUUUUUAAUUGUCAUUAAGACCUGGAACUUCAUCUCUUGAUACAGUUAUUUGUUUUAGCUCUUCCGACUCCCUUCUGGAAAAAGACAGUUUGAUGUUUCCCUUUCAACUUGGCCGCAUGUUAGCACCAUAAAUCCCCACCUCCCAGAGUUUGGAUUGACAAAUCUAAUUGAAAGGAUCCAAAUGAUCUCAUUGCUGAAGAACAUAGCAGAAGUCCAUUCUUUCUUUCUUUUUUUUAAUGAUAUUUAUUGAAAAUUUUAGAAUUACAAAAGAAAACAAAGAAGAAAAAAAGAAAGAAAAAACAAAGAAAAGACAAACCACAAUCAAACAAUACAGAUUAAUAAAAAUCAAGAUCAGAAAAUAACACAACACAAUUAAAAAACAAAAAUAUGUCACAAACAUUUAAAAACAAAUCCAAUAUUCUCAACUCUUUAACUGUCAUUUUCUUCUUUCUUUGACCUCCUCCUCCUCCCUUUUUUGUAUCCUAGUUGUUAAUUGUCGCAGCAAAUCCUUUCCAUAUUUCAUAAUAUUCUGUCAUUACUUUACCUUAAUCUAUUUUAAUCUUAUCUUACUAUGAAAACCUUAAAACUUAAAACUUAAAUCUUAUUUUUACCAAUUUCUCAUAACCAUAAUAUUCUUACAUAAUUCUUUAAACAUUUUUACUAGAGCCAAAUAAUUUCGUUUCAACAUCUUUCUAACAUUCAUCAAUUUUAUAAAACAAUCAUAAUAAUAAUAAAAAAAUAACAAUCCAAUCUUCAUCCAGCGUCUCUUCCUCCUGGACCCGGGUUUUGUCAGUCCUUUCUAUCCCAUCAAUCUGGCGCAUUAACCUGGUAACCUUAUGUCCGAGGCCCUUAAGUCCCUUCCAUGUCCCUUCCGCAGCUCUUCUUCAUAUUUAUAGCUGUAUUUUCCUUUGUCUCCUAGUUCUUUCACUCUUGGGAACUCCAGCUUGAGAAUGCUUUUGACCCUUCUCGACAAAUCAGCCCCUUUUCCAUAGUCCACACUAAGCUCCAUGUGGUAUUUAAGAACAUGUUUCAAAGUCCCUCCAAAAUUGAGAGCCCCCACAACCCCAAACAUCUCACGGCCCAUUGCCAGACUCGAAAAGUCCAAACCUCCCUGCAUAAUCUGUAACAGCUGCGGGCUCCCCGAUUCAAAAUCGGUUACAGUUUCACAGGCUCCCUCUAGGGGAAGAACUUCUGUUUGUUCUUUUCUUUUAAAAACAGAUCUAACAACAAAGUUUCCUUUUUCAGAUAUUUUGUCAAUAUUUGUUCCUUUAAAAUGCGAAGGGGAACAAUGGAAUCACUAUGUAUCUCUUCCUUUAGCUAUCUGUCAGAAACGUUUGUCUCUGGUCAAUGAGCUUCAAAAAACGUCAGUCCUGACACCCCGCUCCAGGAUCAAGACGGUGGAAAGUUACUUUACUUUACACUCACUUCUGCAGGUUUAAACAGUCUGGAAAAAAUCCCCCCUCUUCUCCUGCUUCCGAAGGGGGUUCAACAAUUUUAAAUGAUGAAAGUUAAUCCUUUAGAAACGAUUUUCAGAACUCUAGUUUGUCGUGUCUUUGCUUUAAUCUAUCUACAAAGAAACGGAAGGCUGACUUCCUGUUUAGACCUUCCCGUUUCAGUGCCAAAUUAAAUUAAACUUUUAAGUCCAGUUUUCCUUUCUGCUCGCAAAUCCUUAUUUAGAGUCCAAUUGUCCAAAACUUAAGUACUCACGGGUGGUUGUUUUAAAAGCCAAAUUGUCCCAGGAAAAAGGCAGCGCUCUCCGGCAACGGCUGUGCGGCUUCGCUCCACGGAAGAAGCAGUUGACUCUCAGCACCGCGCCACUUCCCCCUCUUCGCUCCGGAGCCCGUUAGUGGGUUCCUUUGCGGGUUGGGGGGGCGCUAAAGGUGCCCGCCGAGUCCCAUGGUCACAGGCUUCAUCCGCCUGUGAUUUUUAAAUGGGUCCCCGCUUCGCCGUAGCAGAAAAGACCCGUUUCCCGUGGAGCUGGUCCCUCCAGUUCAGAGGGAGUCCGCCAUUGCCGAUGGCGCCACCCCGGAAGUCAGAAGUCCAUUAUUUCAGACUCCACAACACUAAGGACUGUUCCUCAUUUAACUGGCAACCUUCAUGGAAUGUAGACUUUAUAAAAUUCCCAGUUCUUCCAGAGCUUCUUUCUCCCCAGUCUCAUAGAAAGGCCCUCAUUUUAUUCAGAAAAGCACAAUAACAGUGAUGAUGUCAGUAGUGGCUGUAUUGCUCCCAACAUUGCGCAAGCUAAAUGAAGUCCCUCAUUGGCAGAGUUGGCCCCGCUUGUUUGUCCUUCACUUUUAGAGAUGUGUUUUUGGCAGCGGUGCUGUCUGUGUGCUUCUGGGAAAGGCGGGGCUCAGUUUCUCCUGUGUCUUUCUAUCUCAGCCAAGUAAACAGAAGAGGAAGUUCUCAUCCUUUUUCAAGAGCUUGGUCAUUGAGCUGGACAAAGAGCUGUAUGGCCCAGACAACCACCUGGUGGAGGUAGGUGACUUGGUGCAUGUUGCGUGUUGGGAAAUGGGAGGCAGCUCAGAGGAGCAGAAAUACACAACUGGGGCUGAGAACAGCGCUGUUGACCGAGAGGGAUGAUAGGCCUCAUUUGCAGAUGAUUGGUCAGGUCCGGGAAUCAUAAUUGCUGGAGAGAACAGUUUCCAAGGAGGGGUCAGAUGGUGUUCCUGGAUUUGGUUUAAGAUGAGCUAUGUACUGGCAUCAUGGGGUUUUAUCCAGCUAAGUUCUGUUCCCCCCACCAAUAACCAGUGUUCAUUUCUGUAGAACUUUCCAUUGCAUACAGAAUGCUUCCAGUACUGUCUCAGUUAUCUUCACCGCAAACCUGUUUGGUAAACUAGGUUCUGUGCUACCAUGGGAGCUUAAUGACUGCAUCUCCCAUGUCCAAACCAACAGUUUACUCACUGUCUGUGUGGAGCCCUGUGCUAGUAUUCCUAGAGAAGCCUUUGCAUAUGGUGAUCUCCACUACUUCACACAACAUAGACACAUAACGGCACACUUACUGUAGUUAAAGGUUCCCGAGUGUGUGUGUCCAUAAGAUUGACAUCAUGUAUACAAAUAAAAAAAGAACUUUCCUUUAGCACAGGUGCUAUUGAAGUGUCUUCAGUGCCUUUUUGCACCAUUGUUAGAACUGCGAUAUUUGGCAGUCUCAGUGACUUCAUUUAAAGUGCUUUUGGAUUAAUUGAACAGCAUUGGAGAGGCUUGCAUAGUUCCUUCAGCUAUCGGGGAUGGAGUAAGGGUAGUGGAUAAGGCUGGGCUGUUUCCCAUCUGUGUUCUGUUGAUAUUUGAGAUGAUAAUAGUAUAAAAACUUCUGUAACCCCACCUGAUUAGAAGAGCAAGGGUAAAACAUGAAAACCAACCAUUAAAAUAUCAGCUACAGUGGUGCCUCGCAAGACGAAAUUAAUCCGUUCCGCGAGUCUCUUCGUCUUGCGGUUUUUUCGUCUUGCGAAGCACGGCGCUUAGCGGCUAUUAACGGCUUAGCGGCUUUAAGAAAAAGGAAACAAACUCGCAAGAACUUGCAAGACUUGCGAAGCAAGCCCAUAGGGAAAUUCGUCUUGCGGAACGACUCAAAAAAAGGAAAACUCUUUCGUCUAGCGAGUUUUUCGUCUUGCGGGGCAUUCGUCUUGCGGGGCACCACUGUACUGUGUGGUAAAAUGAACCAGUUUGUUCCCCAUGUUUGUCUUGCACUAUCUCAAUAUGGCUUUUUCCCUCUCAGUGGCACCGGAUGGCCACAACCCAAGAGACAGAUGGCUUCCAAGUCAAGCGCCCGGGCGAUGUCAAUGUGAAAUGCACCCUUCUGCUCAUGCUGGAUCAUCAGGUAACAGGGAACAAGCGCCAGUAGGUGGUGAGAGCAGGCGAGUUGUAGUGCCCUGAAAUUAUCAGGUUCCCAACCACAUUACUUUCAUGGCACAAUCCAGCUUUGAGAUGGGAGGAGAUACAGCAGUACUAGAUCAGAAGCUUCUUUCUCCAUAUUUUAUUAUCACAAAUCGUGUGGCUUUACUUCCUCCAGCUAUAUGUACAGCUGUUCUCCUUCUUGAGGAUACCAUAGUAUUGUGCUGAAUUUGGAUUCCUAUUAAUCUCAGUGCUUGUGAUUUAAAAAGUAAGUUUCCAGCCCAAGUAGGACUAUGAAGAUAGAACUGAGAAUGAGAAGGCACUGGGUUCAGAGGCUGGUGCUCUUGCAGACUUUCUGUUGACUGUAAUUCAUUUGGAGUAUGAAAACAGACUUCCUUUUCAUGAAUGUUUCUGCUUAUGGAUUAGAACUGGUGGGUGGGGUGGGUGGUUCGGAGGCCUGGCCAGAGUCCGCCUGGGAUAACCACUUGGCUACAGAUCGUCUCUCUCUCUUGAUGGUUAUUCAGAUGGGUUCCAUUAAUCAUUCCUGAUUUGGAGAUGCAAGCAGGUUGCAACACUCAGAUUGGUCUGAGGUUACAGAGGACCCUACUUCAAGUGCAUAUUAACCAGGCAAUAUUACCCUUGCAGCCUCCCCAGUACAAGCUGGAUCCCCGUUUGGCUCGCCUUCUGGGCGUUCACACCCAGACUCGGGCCAGCAUCAUGCAGGCUCUGUGGCUCUACAUCAAGCACAACAAGCUCCAGGACAGUCAUGAGCGAGAGUACAUCAACUGCAACCGAUACUUUCGCCAGGUCAGUAAAUACAUGGCUUGCCUCCCUGCCCCAUCUCUUCUUACUUCCCACCCCACCCUUUGCCUCAGGGCUUAUUCAUGGCAUGCUCUCUUUAUCCAUUCUAGAUCUUUGGCUGCAUCCGCAUGCGAUUCUCUGAGAUCCCCAUGAAGCUGGCGGGGCUCCUGCAACAUCCAGAUCCCAUUGUUAUCAACCAUGUGAUCAGGUAGGACUGGCAUGGCAGGAGCUGAAACUGAGCAAGCUCUUAAUUCAGGGGUGGGAACCUGGGGCUACCGAUGUUGGUGGCCUGCAACUCCCAUCAUUCCUGAUCGGUGGCCUUGGUGGCUGGGGCUGAUGGGAGAUGGAGUCCAGCAACACCUGGAGGGUUUCAGAUCUGAAGAGGCUCCCCAUCUGUGCUCUGAUUGGUUGUUAUCUCUCUCUGGAAUGCAGCUUCCAUCAGAGAGAGAAAGGGGAGAUAGUAUAAUCUCAAUCAUGGUAAUAUGUGGGGGGACCCCACCUCUUCCAUGGACAAUCAUAUUUGGCCUUAGGACAAGCCAUGUGCUUCUUGAGUUCCCAUCUGUGAAAUGGGAAUAAUGUUGGCUUGCUUCAUAGAACGGUUUGAGAAGAUAAACAAUAAAUAUUUAUAAAAAUUAGUAUCAGGGUUGGGUGGAGUAUUUCUCCGGGGCAUCUGAAGGAGAUGCUGUUGAUGUAUCUAGGAAGUGAUGGAAGAUUUCUGCCACUGGAGCAGCAUAUAUAAAUGUGGUUUUUGUGUGUGCGUGUGUGUCAGAACUAGUUUCAAGCCUAAAAAAGUUUAGUUUUUCUGUAGUAUCCUUUUGAAAAGACUGUGAGGUCCAUUUAUUUUACUUUCUGAGGUUGAUGUGUUUUCCUGCUUAUGAAAUUUGCUAUGAUGUGGUUUCAUUGUCUGCUUUAAUUUCUAUAUUAUAAUUCUUCCUUGAGUCCAGGAAAGGCAGCAUAUGCAUACUUCAAAUAAAUAAAAAUAUUUUUGGAACAUGCUAUAUUAGUUUCCUUGGAUUCAUAUGUAUUUGUGCAUCCUAAUUUGGGUGUACCCCUGCCAUUCAGAUUACUCUGUUUCUCCUCUGUUGAAGCCCUCAGGGGCAGUUGGGUAUGAGAGAGUCAAUUCCUAACCCUAAUGUUUGUGGGGUGCUGGUGAAGGAACAGCUCUUGGGGAGAUGUAGAUUCUCAGCCCUCAUCCCAGCCUCCUGUCCCUACCCACCCCUCCAGUGUGGACCCUAAUGACCAGAAGAAGACUGCCUGUUACGACAUUGAUGUGGAAGUGGAUGACCCUUUGAAGGCCCAAAUGAGCAACUUCUUGGCCUCCACUACCAACCAGCAGGAAAUUGCCUCCCUGGAUGUCAAGGUAGGUCCCUGGUGACCAUUGGGGCAGGAAGCAGAAUCAAGCAUACCACCUCACAUACUUUGGGGGUGCUGUAAUGCUCGCCUUGCCCUGCAGGGGCACUCAGCUUAUCCCCAAAAUAUAAGCAGGGGAUGCCUCUACCUGUUUUCAAGAUUGUGCGACAUUUACCCAUCCAACCUGGCUUUGGCAAUCUAAUAUUUUGUAUUAAUUUCAAAUUCUGUACUUGCAAUAAACAGUGCAAGUAAAGCAAGGUUGUGCAAGUUGUCCCAUUUUUGUUGAGUAGGCUGCACGUCUUGUUUUCCUACAUAUUGAAGUAGUUUUGUAUAAUCUGAAAUUCUGAAUUCUUUUUUGGGGGGUAUUAGAAAAGCAUUGACUCUGUUACACAGCAAGUAGGUAGGAUUUGGUCUCUUAAGAGCAGGGGGAAUGGGGAGGAGCCAGUUGGCAAGCUGUGAAAAGACUGGCAUCUGGAAAGUUGGAAGUCUAGGCAGAUGGCUGGCUCUCUUCUUGCUGUCUGUAAACAGGUGGGCUAGGAAUCUGCAUGGCAACCAACAGAACCCAUGACAGAUUGGAUUCAGGGUGUUCAGAACAUGGAGUUGAUUUUGGGAGUGGGAUUUAAACAAGGUUUCUAGCUCUGACAAACAGAGACCAGUGAUGGCAGCAGAACAUCUCACCUCCAAGACCAUCCAGUCCUUACUCUAUACAUUUUUUCCUUAUCUUGCUCUCUUCCUCCCACCUUUUUUCUACUUUCUCCCAUCUGCAAAAUUAUGCAAACCCAUUGCAUAAUCAUUGCUGACUAAGCAUGCUAACCUAAUUUGCCAAAGUAUUGUACUGCAGAAAAAAAAAAAAAGCAGGGAUCCUCAUUCUAGAACUCUGGUUAUAUAGCUUGCUCUAGCCUAAGGGGUUAGUAAAAAUUACAGUGAAUGCACAUAGACCUGGGGGGGGGGGGGGAGAGACUGUGCCUGAAGGGCUGGCGAUUAUGGCGGAACAAAGAAAGGAGGGCAGGCUUGAGAGGAAGUUAAACGAUAUAGAAAACUAGGCACUUAAUCUUUCCAAUACUUUGUGUCUAUAUCUGAUACUCCCUUCUCUUUAGGUCUUCCUUCCCUACCCCAAAUUGUCAGGCAACAUGAAGCCAUUGCUUUAUGGUGGAAAGUGCUUCCAUUACUCUUACCUCCAAAUGUCAUACUUCUGUCUCUACUGCUUUCUUCCCUGUCGCCCUGUGCUGGCCCAAACCUGCAGGCUCCUGAAUCAGUAGUCAGGACUUAUUCAGUUUGAGGAGCACUUCUUUUCCUUCAUCAGAACCCCCUAUAUCUUUUAUUCACAUUUAGAUCCAUGAAACCAUUGAGUCGAUCAACCAGCUGAAGACACAGCGAGAUUUUAUGCUGAGUUUCAGCAACAAUCCCCAGGACUUCAUCCAGGAGUGGAUCAGAUCUCAGCAGAGGGACUUGAAGGUAAAUUUAGGGACUGGGCUCUGAAGAAACCAGGUAGGGGUGUGCAAAAGGACUAUCAGCACAAUUCUAUGAAUGUCUGCCCAGAAGGAAAUCCCAGUGAGUUCAGUGGAGCUUACCCCCAGGGAUGUGUGUGUAUAGGAUUGUAGCAUAAGGAUAUGCAUGGUAGUGCUGGGGCUCCUCUUGCAUGACACAGCUUCGGUGCUACAGCUUCUACAGCUUCACAUGCUCCCAGACCACUCGCUGCACCCGAAGUCAUUCAUUUAUUUGCAUCUUGCUUUUCCACAAGAUUGUUCCCAAGGCAUCUCAUGACAUAACAAAUGAAGAGCAAUAAAUAGAAUUCAGAUAUGAACACUUGGAAAUAAUCAGUAUUAAUAUGCAAGCACACUAAUCCAUGGAACAGGGAAAAAAUGGCCAAAUGCAACAGCAAAAGUGAACACAAGAGCAAAUAAAAGCCUGGCACAGAAAUAAAAAUAGCACAAAUGCAAGGCCAAUGAUCUCUGUGUUCCACAAAAGCAACACUGGGUUCCCAUUAAGUUAUAUUCCCGCUUGUGACCCUUGUAGGACAAGACAGUGGGAAUGCCCAGGCCUUUGAUGUUAGUCUCUCUCCGUGCUCAGCCCAAUUCCCUAUAUGUAAGCCAUGUCUAACAUGUUCCCUGUCUUUUGUCCACCUGGUCUAUCCCUUCCUCCUUUGCCAGUUAAAAGAAUUCAGGAACGUUUUGAUUCUGGCAGAAAUGUGCAAAGUAAAUCAUUGAUGUAUUCCAGCUGGAAAUGUGGUAUUUUGAAACUAAGAGAUACCAGUGCCAUGUUUGUGAGCAUCUCAUUGGCCUGUUGCGCACAUUGCUGGGUUAUAGUGACACUGAACAAGGCAGUUUUAGUAAUCUUGCUGCGGUCUCCAUUUUGAAACUCUCUGAACAUUGGCAGCACAGGAAAUAGCUUCCCCUUUCCCCCCAUUUUGCUCUAGAUCAUCACCGACGUGGUUGGGAACCCUGAAGAGGAGAGGCGUGCGGAGUUCUACCAACAACCGUGGAUGCAGGAGGCUGUUGGGAGACACAUCUUUGCCAAGGUUUGAAGAGGCUAUUUCUGCAAAGUGUUUAUAUGGCAUUCCCUAUUAUUUAAAGUCAUGCGGCAUCUUCCCAACCUGGACUUGGCCAUGGAGGGAAGAUGUUAUUUUCAGUUCCAGCACAUCCCCACCCCCCAAUAAUCGCCUUUCUGGCUUUCUUUUUGCCCCUUCCCUGGAUUCCUUUUGUACUGCUGCUUAACAGCUGAUCCCAGCAAGUGAUCUGCAGCCUCCACUUGCUCCAUUCUUCUCCCAUUUACUUUCCUCAGUGAUUGUACACCUGAGAAUCAGACUCUUGCCCUUGGAGAGCAAGGAAGGCCUCACUGUGCUUCUGCCAUGGGAGGCAAAACGUAUGCCUGGCUGUGCUUAUUUGCUCCUGCUCAUCACUGUGACCGUCUUGUAUCUUCCAGGUUCAGCAGCGCAGACAAGAACUGGAACAAGUGCUUGGCGUUCGCCUUACCUAGCGCUGCCACCUUCAGCACCCCUUCUGCACCUUGUGGUACUUUGGAAUGGACCAGCAGCCAGGCAAUGCUUGUCCAAAAUCCUCUGCCUCUAUCAGGGCUGGGGGAGUUCUGCCCCCAUUGACUCAUUUGGGGAUAGGGGGGAAGCUUAUUCAGUAUCCACCUGGGGAUUAUACAAGGCUUAAAACCUCCUUUAGAGAGAAAAGUGAGCUCCUCUCCUUCCUCAGACCCCCCACCCUUUACCCUUCCUAUGCGCUUUGCCUCUGGGACACUGGGAAUUUUUGAGUUGCCUUCUACCUCUUAGCUGAGUCUCAGCAGCCUCCCUUGCAAUGUUGGGUGGCUGCUACUGCUGCUCAAUUUUUAACCAAAGCUUCAUCCAUUCCAAACUGUCAGCCUUGCUUGCUGGCAUUUAGUCUUUGCACUAUCUCUUUUUUUGGGAGCAGGUUUGGUUUUUUUGCAACGGGAAGUUUGUUGUUAAUAUGUAUUGGUGCCCUUCCUCCCUCUGAAACAGCAUGGUUCUGAAGAGGGGUUUGUUUGUUUUGCUGUUCUGUUAAUGACAAUCAGUUGAUAUUUCUUUCGUGGUUCUCCAGCACGAAGUUUAAAAAGUGAAUAGUGGAGACCUGUUCCUCUUCGGUCAAGGCCACAUGUACUGCAGGAAACAUUUGAGGCCACCAGCCAAGGGGAGAUUUGCUUGAGCCUUCUUGCCACCCCCCACCCCAAGUGCCUUCAGUCCCCAAGCUCCUGGCCCCUCGGCACUUAAAUCUAGAAUAUAUCCUCCUUGCUUUCUGGUCCUCCUCUCGAGAUGUAGUUGGCCAAGUAGGAGCUGAUGGGAUGUUCACUCACUAUGAACAAGAAUGUUACCAGUUUCUAUGUUGAAUGUUUUCUAAUAAAAGUACUCUUAAGCAGCAGCUUGAA